CGGGUCCCGCGUCUGCCUGGGGAGGGGGCGCCGCGGGUGCGGCGGGUGUGGCCGGGCUGGCGCCCGACCCCAGCCGCUCUCCCGCUGGCUGCGCGCGCCCCCACACGCUGCCCCCAAACCCCCGAGCUCCACGGAGUUCAAAAAUGUCCAAAAAUGACAAAGAACCGUUUUUUGUGAAGUUUUUAAAGUCUCCAGACAAUUCCGAGUGCUUUCUUAAAGCUCUUGAGUCAAUAAAAGAGUUCCAGUCCGAAGAAUAUCUUCAGAUUAUUACAGAAGAAGAGGCAUUGAAGAUAAAGGAGAAUGAUAGAUCACUUUAUAUCUGUGACCCUUUUAGUGGUGGUGUCUUCGAUCACCUCAAAAAGCUUGGCUGCAGAAUUGUUGGUCCUCAAGUAGUCAUAUUUUGUAUGCAACACCAGCGAUGUGUCCCAAGAGCUGAAUAUCCAGUUUAUAAUAUGGUUAUGUGUGAUGUAACUAUAUCUUGUACAAGCCUGGAAAAAGACAAAAGGGAAGAAGUUCAUAAAUAUGUACAAAUGAUGGGUGGACGUGUAUACAGAGACCUUAAUGUAUCAGUAACUCACCUUAUUGCCGGAGAAGUUGGUAGCAAAAAAUACUUAGUUGCUGCAAAUCUAAAGAAACCAAUUUUGCUUCCUUCUUGGGUUAACACACUUUGGGAGAAAUCACAAGAGAAUACAAUAACUAGAUAUACUGAUAUAAACAUGGAAGACUUCAAGUGUCCUAUUUUUCUUGGUUGCAUAAUCUGUGUGACUGGCUUGUGUGGCUUAGAAAGGAAGUCAGUUCAGCAACUCACAGUUAAGCAUGGAGGCCAAUACAUGGGACAAUUGAAAAUGAAUGAAUGUACACACCUCAUUGUGCAAGAACCAAAAGGUCAAAAAUAUGAAUGUGCCAAGCGAUGGAAUGUACACUGUGUGACCACACAGUGGUUUUUUGAUAGUGUUGAGAAAGGUUUUUGUCAGGAUGAAUCCAUGUACAAGACAGAGCCUAGACCAGAAACAAACACUAUGCCUGAUACUUCAACUCCUGCUGGCCAGAUCAACACAAUUAAUAGUCGUACUCUUUCAGAUGUCAGCAAUAUUUCCAACAUCAAUGCAAGUUGCAUAAAUGAAUCGAUAUAUAAUUCCAUUCUUAAUAGCAAAGUGGAGCCUGUACUUGAAAAUCUAGAAAAUCUGGAUGUCAGUGCAUUUCAAGCACCUGAAGAUUUAUUAGAUGGUUGUCGGAUAUAUCUUUGCGGUUUUAGUGGCAGAAAACUAGAUAAACUGAGAAGGCUUAUUAACAGUGGAGGUGGAGUUCGUUUUAACCAGCUCAAUGAAGAUGUAACUCAUGUUAUUGUGGGAGAUUAUGAUGAUGAAUUGAAGCAGUUUUGGGAUAAAUCAGCCCACAGGCCUCAUGUAGUGGGAGCAAAAUGGUUGCUACAGUGUUUUAGUAAAGGUUAUAUGCUUCCUGAAGAGCCAUAUAUCCAUGCUAAUUACAAACCAGUGGAAAUUCCAGUUUCAGAUCAACCUGAAAGUAAAACAGCCCUUUUAAAAAAGAACAACAGCUUCUCCAAGAAAAACUUCGCUUCUGCUGAAAAGCAUGAGCAAGCUGAUGAAGAUCUGCUCUCUCAAUAUGUAAAUAAUAAUGCAACAGUAGUUGAAGCUGCAAAGUCUGAAGUUGGGGCCUUUAAUGACACUACUCAUGUUGAGCCCUUGAAUGAUUCUACUCAUAUUUCUAUGCAAGAAGAAAACCAAUCUUCUGUCAGUCAUGACCCCCCUGAUUACUCUACAAUUACGGAAGAAGGUUUAUUUAGCCAAAAGAGUUUCCUUGUUUUGGGUUUUAAUAGUGAAAAUGAGUCUAACAUUGCAACUGCCAUAAGAGAAAAUGCUGGAACAACCGUAUCCCUUCAGAGCAGAAUUGUUGCCGAUUAUGCAGUGGUUCCUCUGCUGGGGUCUGAAAUAGAAGCAACUGUGGGAGAAGUUGUUACAAAUACCUGGCUGGUAACUUGUAUAGAGUAUCAGACUUUAAUUGAUCCCAAGUCAAGUCCUCUCUUCAAGCCAGUCCCAGUAAUGGCAGGAAUGACUCCUUUAGAGGAUUGUGUUAUUUCCUUCAGCCAGUGUGUGGGAGCAGAAAAAGACUCAUUGACAUUCUUAGCAAAGUUCCUUGGAGCAAGCGUUCAAGAAUUCUUUGUUCGCAAAUCCAAUGCAAAGAAAGGCAUGUUUGCUAGUACACAUCUUGUGUUGAAAGAACCAAGUGGUUCUAAAUACGAAGCUUCCAAGAAGUGGAAUUUACCGGCAGUUACUAUAGCUUGGCUGUUGGAGACUGCUAGAACUGGAAGGAGAGCAACUGAAUACCAUUUUCUGAUUGAAAAUUCAACUAAAGAAGAGCAAAGCUUAGAAACUGAAAUAACAAAUGGGAUGAAUCUAAAUUCAGAUGCUGCGGAGCAUCCUGCCAUAAGCCUGGAAACUCACAGAAAAGCUGCUGUUACUCCUUUAGAUAUGAACCGCUUUCAGAGUAAAGCUUUCCAUGCUGUGAUCUCACAGCACACCGGGCAGGCUCCACAGCCCGCUCCCGCAGCACAGCCGCUGCAGAAGGAGCCCUCGUUAGACCUGGAUACGCCAUCAAAAUUUCUGUCCAAGGACAAACUCUUCAAGCCUUCCUUUGAUGUAAAGGAUGCACUGGCAGCCUUAGAAACUCCAGGAGGACCUAGCGAAAAGAAAAGGAAGCUGAGUACACCCCUCUCUGAAGUCAUUGGCAGAAACUUGAAGCUUGCUUUGGCAAACAGCUCAAGAGAUGCUGUGGCUCUUUCUGCCAGCCCUCCACUGAAGGACACUCAAUCAGAGACGGAAGAAGCUCCAAAGCCACUUCACAAGGUAGUGGUAUGUGUUAGUAAAAAACUCAGCAAGAAGCAGAGUGAACUAAAUGGGAUUGCGGCUUCUCUAGGAGCAGAUUACAGGUGGAGUUUUGAUGAAACAGUGACUCAUUUCAUCUAUCAAGGGCGACAGAAUGACACUAAUCGAGAAUAUAAAUCUGUAAAAGAAAGAGGAAUACACAUUGUUUCAGAGCACUGGCUUUUAGAAUGUGCCCAGGAGUAUAAGCACCUUCCUGAAUCUCUGUAUCCACAUACUUAUAAUCCCAAAAUGAGCUUGGAUAUCAGCGCAGUGCAAGGUGACAGACUCUCUAAUAGUCGGCUGCUCUCAGCUGAUGGGACAACAAACAAUGAUGAGCCAGAUCAUUUGCCUGUAGAAGAAAAUGAUAUAGACAAUAUGACCACCAGUAACAAAGAAGUAGCAACGUCAAAUGGAAAUGGAAGGAAUGACUCUAAAGGAGCACUGACACAGACCUUGGAGAUGAGAGAGAAUUUCCAAAAGCAGCUCCAGGAGAUAAUGUCUGCAACAUCAAUAGUGAAACCCCAAGGGCAAAGGACCUCCCUUUCAAGAAGUGGUUGUAACAGUGCUUCUUCAACCCCUGACAGCGCUCGCUCCGUCCGCAGUGGACGAAGUAGAGUCCUGGAGGCCCUGAGGCAGUCUCGUCAAACAGUACCUGACAUCAACACAGAGCCCUCCCAGAAUGAACAGAUCAUUUGGGAUGACCCUACAGCCAGAGAGGAGAGGGCCCGGCUUGCCAGCAAUUUGCAGUGGCCGAUUUGCCCCACACAAUACUCUGAACCUCAGGCCGACAUUAAAAAUUUGGAGGAUUCUCCUUUCCAGGAGCCUUUCCAUGAUUUGAAAACUGCUGAACAGGCUGUCUGUGAUCCUGGAAACGUGUGUGUGACUGAAGCUCCAAAACACCCCACCUCUGAAGAACUGGAAACCCCAACAAAAGACAGCCACCUGAUCCCGACGCCUCAAGCCCCCAGCAUUGCGUUCCCCCUGGCCAACCCCCCCGUGGCUCCACACCCGAGAGAAAAGAUAACAAUAGAGGAGACUCAUGAAGACUUAAAAAAACAGUACACAUUUCAGAUGUCAUCUCUGAAUCCUCAAGAACGUAUUGAUUAUUGUCAUCUGAUUGAGAAAUUAGAUAAUAGUAACUGCAUAAACUUAAAAUUUCCCGAUUUUUAUUUAGCCUCAGUGGCAGCUGGGAAGUGGGUUCUUCAUCGCUCCUACCUUGAAGCAUGCAGGACUGCUGGGCAUUUUGUGGCGGAAGAAGACUAUGAAUGGGGAAGUAGUUCCAUACUUGAUGUUUUGACUGGAAUCAGUGCACAGCAACGAAGACUAGCACUUGCAGCAAUGAGAUGGAGGAAAAAAAUCCAGCAGAGUCAAGAAUUUCAACACAAUGUUCUGUGUUUGCAGGGGGCGUUUAGCGGGUGGAAGGUUAUUUUACAUGUUGCCGAUCAGUCCCGAGAAGCAGGAUUCAGACGGCUGCUUCAGUCCGGAGGAGCGAAGGUGCUACCUGGUCAUUCUGUGCCUUUAUUUAAAGAAGCCACACAUCUCUUUUCUGACUUUAAUAAACUGAAACCAGAUGACUCAGGACUUAAUAUAGCAGAAGCUGCUGCCCAGUACGUGUACUGCUUGAAAACAGAAUACAUUGCUGAUUAUCUCAUGCAGGAAGCCCCGCCUCCAGUAGAAAAGUACUGUCUACCAGAAGCUGUUUCCUUUCUUCAGAAUUACAAGGAACUGGGGUCUGGAUUAUCACAAAAGCGAAAAGCUCCUCCAGAGAAAAAUAGUACCAAACGGCCUCGAGUGAACUGAUGCAUCUGCUCUUCAGUACCAAACCGUAAACGUUGUUAAAUUCAGAGCCUGAAUGUUACUGUGAUGGUUUGUGAAGAACUCCGCUCAGGGGAGAAUGAUGACCCUGCUUGAAGUUAGUUUUUAACACUUGAAAUUUCAAUCAGUGAAAUAUUACUUGUUCCUGAAUGGAGAGUUCCCUGAAAUAACACAACACAACCCCUCAGCUAGCUUGUUACUAAAACACGUUGAAGUGUGCAAGGGGCUUUUUAUGUAUGUAUUUUCUUAUAACUAUCUGAGGCUGUCUCUUAGUGGGAGUUUUAUCAGCAAGGUGAUGGAUUUUGCCUUAAAAUGUCUGCUUGAAUCCAUAACAAGGAAGUUUAUUGGGAUCUAUUCAUGUUUUCCUGAUUUUUAAAUUCUCACCAUUUUACCUCUUUUUAACAGGAGCCUGAACACAAGCUUUAAUGAGGAACUGAGGCUUUAAAUUAAAAUAUGUGUGUAUAUAUGUAUAUGUAUGUUUGUACAAAUCUCCAUGAUGUUUGCUAAGUUUGGAUGCCAAACUUGGAAAAUAAAAACAAUAAAGAAUAAAAGUCAUAUGUUUUUUAUAAGAAAAA
Myotis lucifugus (little brown bat) is the source of this 5272-nucleotide messenger RNA. It is a transcript of the gene TOPBP1, whose product is annotated as DNA topoisomerase II binding protein 1. The record is from RefSeq and is a predicted model, not a curated record. The coding region runs from base 144 to 4682 and encodes 1512 amino acids. The transcript has 29 exons. Lineage: Eukaryota; Metazoa; Chordata; Mammalia; Chiroptera; Vespertilionidae. Gene Ontology annotation, biological process: mitotic G2 DNA damage checkpoint signaling; mitotic DNA replication checkpoint signaling; DNA replication initiation.